Molecule: messenger RNA, 2056 nt
Organism: Cuscuta epithymum
Lineage: Eukaryota; Viridiplantae; Streptophyta; Magnoliopsida; Solanales; Convolvulaceae
Source: the annotation of a GenBank genome assembly
UGAACUUUCAUUGUAUCAGGAAGCAGCGUCAACGCCUUCCCGCGGAUGCCGAACAGACGCUCCGCCAAUUAUUACCGCCACCCCCGUCAGUUCUAUGCGGGGUUUAUUAAGCAUCCCAUGCGACAUCGUCCGAGAUGUGGGCUGGUCCAUAUGGACGCACUGAUCGCUGGUCUCCGGUUUCCCCUACACUCGUUCGUUGUGGAAUUCCUCCGCCGGUUAUCAGUCCUACCGGCACAGUUCGUGCCUAGUACCUACAGAAUCCUGAACGGAUUCAUCGUUCAGUGCCAUGAUCUGGGGAUUGCCCCGAACGUUGAUCUUUUCCUGCAUUGCUACGGCGUUCAGCCUUACUGGACCACCGGGUACCUGCGGCUUGUUGCCCGUCCUGGCCGUUCGCUCUUCACCGACAACCCUACCCCCCCCCCCCCCCCGGAGAAAUGGGAGGAACGAUUUUUAUUCGUUCAUGUGGGGUCACCGUUGCCAUUCCUUGACCGGUGGAAUACUUACCCCGCUCAGGAUGUCUCCCCCAAGGUGGAUGCGGCCAUCCUCUGUCAGUAUGAACGGUUUCGUCUGGCCGGUCCCAAGAACCUUCGAUCUUUCCUGACUCCUGCUAAAAUGCUAGCUGUUGGCAUCGGUACGAUUCUUUUUAACUUAGGGUGUUCGGUGUAUCUGUCAAUUCUUUGCUUAUCUUUCUUUAUUCCUCUUUUUUCUGCAGGUGUGAUUCCCUCCACUCCCCCGAAGCGUCCCGCCCCUACUCCCUCUCCCACUGAAAUAGUUAAUAAGGGAAAGGAGAAGGUUAUUCAGCCAGGUUCUUUCUCCGGCCGGGAAUCUGGGCCAGUAAACAAGCGGCCAAGGACCGAGAGCGGUGGUGAAUUGGUCCCGAUUGAUCAGGUCAUUGAUCUGACGGACCCUUCGGUGGAAAGGAUGCAUGCGGUCCCCUCCCCUCCCAGGCUGCUUGGCAACAGGGGAGGUUCUGCUCCUGAUAAUUUCCCGAUCCCCGAUCAGUUGACGGUGGAGUUUUCAGCCAUGGGUCCCCGAGCUGAAUGCCGGACACUGUUCGGGCAAACUGCAUCAUCCAUGUGGUGCAAUACUUCUCUGAAGGCUGGUGAGGGUUUCACCAACCUGACUCAUUGGUCCGAUCUGGUUGAAGCAGGCCACGCUGAGACCCUUAAGGCCGGUACAUAUUACCACCGGGCCUUCCUAGCUGCUGAACGGGAGAUGACUCUCCUUCAUCAGGAGCUGGAUGAGAGCCAAACCCUUUUGGCUGCUGCGAGGAAAAUGGCUGCAGAUCUCCAAGAUCGGGCCAACAAGGGUGACAAGGCCAGGGAGGAGCUGGCUGAAUUGGAGCAGAGGCUCCAACGACGUGAUCGGGAAAUCCGCGAUCUACGUGCCAAGGUGAAGGCCGCCGAAGCUGCUGGCCUUAAGAUUGAAAAGGCCAAAGGGGAGAAUCCUCCUGCCCCCUCUAACGCCGAUGCCUCCAAGAUCACCAAGAAGGCAGUGAUUGAUUUUCAAAGGGGGAAAGGCCUGAAUAUUGCCCCAGAAAAUACUGCUCGGGAGUUCCUAGGCAAGCAUCUGGGCGAAUUUUUAGAGAAGAGCAAGGAUCCGUUGCAUGAUGGCCUCAAGCUUCUGGAUGAAACCCCGUCCGGGACUGCCUUUGCCAAUGCUCUAGCAAAAGACACUCUUGUUAAGUGCCAGGAUAUGCUGGUCGAUCGAAAUCUGGAGGUGAUCAAGGAGUCUUUUGAUGAGCCCUUUGACCCCAAGGAAGAAGGUUUUGAUCCGUUAUUCUGCCGCGCUUAUCAGCGAGUAAUGGAGAAGAGGCAAAAGGCCAAAGAUUCGGCCGAUCCUUCAAAUUCCAAAUCUGAUGCCACGCCGAACAAGGAUCCUCCCUUGGCUUAGUUAUUUCCAUUGUAGUCCAUUUUUUUUUGUAUUCUUGUAUUAUUCCCGGCCAGUAGUGCCGAAGAAUAAAGAUUACAUAUUUCUGAAUAAUCGGCUUCCCGAACACUUAGUUUUUUUUUCACAAGUCAGCACCAUGAUUAAGGUGCAAGUCGUUCGGUCUAUC